UUGGCUUCAGCACUUCCCUGCUCCCGCCGCCGCCCGCCAGCGAAAGAGAAGCGAGAAGGAGAUCCUCCUCCCGUCGCAGCCGCCCCUCCGCCGUACGAUAAUCCUACCUUUUCCUUGAGCAGCAGCAGUGUGCUCGGUACCCCAGGGUUUCUCUCUCGGCCGCGGAGGAAUCGAACCUGCCUCCUCUUCCCGCAGCCGGUCUCUCUUUCUUCUUCUUCGUCAGGUACUAAUUUCACUUCCUCCUGUGCUCAAUUCCUGUGA
This is a messenger RNA of Linum tenue, 261 nucleotides long. NCBI's taxonomy places the organism in Eukaryota, Viridiplantae, Streptophyta, Magnoliopsida, Malpighiales, Linaceae. The record is from the annotation of a GenBank genome assembly.